Manis pentadactyla (Chinese pangolin) is the source of this 2479-nucleotide messenger RNA. RefSeq names its product DNA polymerase alpha 2, accessory subunit (gene POLA2). Gene Ontology annotation, biological process: DNA replication; DNA replication initiation. Gene Ontology annotation, cellular component: alpha DNA polymerase:primase complex. The transcript has 18 exons. The coding region runs from base 370 to 2169 and encodes 599 amino acids. The record is from RefSeq and is a predicted model, not a curated record. NCBI's taxonomy places the organism in Eukaryota, Metazoa, Chordata, Mammalia, Pholidota, Manidae. Gene Ontology annotation, molecular function: DNA binding.
CGCGCAUGCGCGCGCCCCACAAACCUUUUGGCGGGUUUUGCGCCGCGGCUCUGUGCCGGUCUUUGAGGUUCGCAGGGGUAAGUUUUAGGAAGCAGAACGUUUUCACUGGGAAAGCAACUUCCCUAGAUAUCUGCGCCUUUCUGUUGGGCGGCUCGGGGCUUCUCCACAUUAAAAAAAAGGAAAGUGUUUCUCUGCGACAAAAGGCUGAGGCCUGCCGACCGCCUGAAGCCUUGGGCCAUUUGAUCCCCUUACAUCUCGGUCUUCGAGAGAGUGAAAGGACCGGAGGGACAGCGUCCUGUUCAUCGUUCCGCGCAUCCGCGGGUUCUUCGGCCUCAGGUCGGACCUGGCCCGGGCUCCUUCUCGGUCACCAUGACCGUGUCCGCCCAGCUCCUGGUGGAGGAGUUGCAGAUCUUCGGACUGGACUGCGAGGAGGCUCUGAUUGAGAAACUGGUGGAGCUGUGCAUUCUGUACGGACAGAACGAGGAGGGGAUGGUAGGCGAGCUUAUCGCCUUCUGCACCAGCACACGCAAAGAUGGCCUUACCUUAGAUACCCUGAAUUCUUUUGAGCAUGAGUUUCUGAGCAAGAGAUUGUCCAAAGCCCGGCACAGUGCCUCCAAGGACAGUGCGCAUGCGGGAACGAGAGACAUCAUUUCCAUACAAGAACUAAUUGAAGUAGAGGAAGAAGAAGAGACUCUCCUGAACUCUUAUACCACACCCUCCAAGGGUUCUCAGAAGCGAGCCAUCUCCACCCCAGAAACGCCCCGAACAAAAAGGAGUGUGUCCUCCCGGAGCCCCCAUCAGCUCCUCUCGCCGUCAAGUUUCUCUCCAAGUGCUACUCCCUCUCAGAAAUACAACUCGAGAAAUAACCGAGGAGAAGUGGUUACCUCCUUUGGUUCAGCACAGGGAGUGUCCUGGUCCGGGAGAGGAGGAGCUGGGAACAUCAGCCUGAAGGUCUUGGGGGGUCCAGAGCCCCUCACCGGGAGAUACAAAUCAAUGUUUCAGAAGCUUCCAGACAUUCGAGAAGUUCUGACCUGUAAGAUAGAAGAACUUGGCAGUGAACUCAAGGAACAUUACAAGAUUGAGGCUUUUACUCCUGUUCUAGCCCCGGCACAAGAGCCUGUCACUCUGCUGGGCCAGAUUGGCUGUGACAGUAAUGGGAAGCUGAACAACAAGUCGGUGAUUCUUGAGGGUGACCGGGAACAUUCCUCAGGCGCCCAGAUUCCAGUGGAUCUAUCAGAGCUCAAAGAAUAUUCUCUGUUUCCUGGACAGGUUGUAAUUAUGGAAGGAAUCAACACUACUGGUAAAAAACUUGUGGCCACCAAAGUCUAUGAGGGUGUGCCACUUCCAUUUCAUCAGCCCACUGACGACGAUGCAGAUUUUGAGCAAAACAUGGUCCUGAUGGCCUGUGGGCCGUACACCACGUCUGACAGCAUCAUGUAUGACCCCCUGCUCGACCUGAUUGCUGUCAUUAACCGUGACCGGCCGGACGUGUGCAUCUUGUUUGGACCUUUUCUGGAUGCUAAGCAUGAACAGGUUGAGAACUGUCUACUGACAAGUCCAUUUGAAGAUAUUUUCAAGCAAUGCCUACGGACAAUUAUCGAAGGGACGCGAAGCUCUGGCUCCUGCCUCGUCUUUGUCCCGUCACUGAGAGACGUGCACCACGAGGCCGUGUACCCACAGCCGCCUUUCAGCUACUCUGAUCUGCCUCACGAGGACAAAACGCGAGUGCACUUGGUGUCCGAGCCCUGCAGCAUCUCCAUAAAUGGGGUGACCUUUGGCUUGACAUCCACAGAUCUGCUGUUCCACAUGGGGGCCGAGGAGAUCAGUUGUUCUUCCGGCACUUCAGACAGAUUCAGCCGAAUACUCAAGCACAUCCUGACCCAGAGGAGCUACUACCCGCUCUACCCUCCCCAGGAGGACAUGGCCAUUGACUAUGAGAAUUUCUGUGCCUAUGCGCAGCUGCCUGUCACCCCAGAUAUCCUCAUUGUCCCAUCAGAGCUGAGAUACUUUGUGAAGGACAUCCUUGGCUGUGUCUGUGUCAAUCCCGGGCGCCUCACCAAAGGGCAGGUGGGGGGCACCUUUGGCCGACUCUACUUCAGGAGGCAGCAGACCCCCGCGCGGGAGGAGAGGCAGCGUCCGUGUGUUUCCGCCCAGGUGGUCAGGAUCUGAGGCGUCUGUACUUUACAUCCUUGCCCACGGCUGAGAGCCCAGGAGUAGCCCUCUGACAAGAUCCAACUGUUGGAGGAUAAAGAGGAGGCAGCCAGCUGGGGAGGUGGCUGUGGGGAGGGGCCCAGCUGGACCCUGACUCUGGGUGAAGCUUCUUUGGAAGAAAGCUCGUUUUUUCAUGGACAUGCGGAGUCCAGAGUGAACUGGCUACGGAUGCAGUAUGCUCAGAAGAGGCAAGAAGGCUUUGUGAUUUGCUGUGUUAAUCAGACAUAGAAACAACUUUUGCAGAAAUAAAAGUAAGCUCUGAGUUGAA